This is a messenger RNA of Bactrocera oleae (olive fruit fly), 1832 nucleotides long. The record is from RefSeq and is a predicted model, not a curated record. NCBI's taxonomy places the organism in Eukaryota, Metazoa, Arthropoda, Insecta, Diptera, Tephritidae.
UCUAUAUAUAAAUGUACAAAAACAAACUAUUUCUUAUUGACGACAUUAAAAUUUUAUUGCCUGAACUUUUAUCAAGAAAAUAAUAAAUAAAAUAUACAAAUAUCGAUCUCAGCUUUAAAUUUAACAAAUUUUGAUUUCCCUACCGCAAAAUGUCCGUUAAAAAGUGCGAAGGUGGUCAAAUAAAUUUUCUCUCGGAACGCCUCAACAUACCGCUUUUAUUAGCCACACGCAACAGCUUUAAGCAUGAACGCGUUAUAUCCAAAUAUAUUAACAGUAAACAUAAAUUCUAUACAAUGGACUGCAUUUUAGAGAAAGGCGUCGAAACGCGUUCGAAAGAGCGCGCGCGUAAACUCUUAGGUGAAUAUCCUGAAAGCACUGGAGCAUGCGCUAGCCGACGCAUGGCUAAUACCACACGUGCUGUAUCCGAUUUCAGAACCUUCCACCUGCCACCAAAUAUUUAUAAUACCUCUAAGGAACCAUAUGCAAGUCGUCGUGGUUUGGGUGGCGCAUAUUGGAGAAAGUUGAAGAAGGAAUAUCAAACUGAUUUCCAGGAAUAUAAUAAAUACACAGCACCGAAGAAGACAAGAGAUAAGUGGAAAUUGUAUAACGUUUUGAAAUUAACGGACCGCUUCAACUUGCCACAUAACAAGCAUAAAGGAGUUUUUGUAAGCAAUGCCCGCCUGCGUCCCGCCACCACACGCUGCAUGGUAACCGAUCCAGUGUUGGUAAAACGCCUACCCACAGAACCGUCACCGGCGCAAUAUAACGUAGUAAGGCACACGAUCAAAUAUAAUAUGUCUAAGCCAGUACACACGCCAAAACAGAAUCCACAUUUGUUUCUACGGAACUCCUGCAUACCCGAAAAAUUGCCAGGCAUAAUACGUCGUCACUUGAGCUUCGAACCAGGAGUGGGGCGCUAUGAGGUGCGCUUCCCGAAACAUUGCGCUUGUGGCAAGAAAAUCUUCACACCAGGUCUGCCGUUAAUCAUUGAUCGUGAGAAACGCAAGAAAUUUCGUCGUAUACCAUAUAAGAAAAUCAAGUCUCAUUUGUACUGCGCACCGGAUUUUACGCAUGUCAUCGGUCAUGGGCACACGUAUGUCUUUCGUUUGCCGGGUUCUAAGAAGCAUCAACCCAAACCAUUGGAUAAGUCGCUAAAGCGAUUGUUUUCUCCACGCGCAGCACAACAAUUUCACGAUUAUAGAUAUAUAAAUAUGAUAUUAGCGCCGCGCCGUAGACGCUUAUCCUACUUUCCGUCAUAUAUAAAUCUCUAUCGUGAGCAAAAAGUGCGCUUCAAUUGCAUUGUAAAGGUGAUUGUAAUACGUCGCCCAUUGAGUAAGGGCAAGAAACUGGGUUUCGGUGGCACCGCCAAACGUUUCUCAUACGUCGAUUAUCACUCAACUGUACUCACAGCCGCGCAGGCACGUCAGAUUAAAGAAUCUUUACCCGUCGAACGUCAGCUGCAGGAUUAUCCUACAACACGCACACCUUUGACGGAGAUCAAACCGCGCCUUUUGGAGUGGUAUACAGAGCAAAAGAAAGUAAUCCGUCCGAUUUUUGAACGUAAGGGGCCUGCUAAGUUACUACAGCUACCGCAGCCAAAAUUGCUAGUCACCGAAAAGGAUUUGCUACCCGAUUUAAAACCUGGUGUCGCAUAUAGACCGCCGGUGUUGUAUAACAAACCAAUCGAUAUCCAUGAAUUCUUCAAAACAGCGACGACUACAGAUCAAGAGACUGUAGAUGAAAACUGAAGUGCGUUCGAUGUUAAUAUGAUGUAGCGUUCAUAAAUUUUUUGCGAAAAUGCAAAUAAAUAUAUUUCUCGAGCUUUAAAUAUA